AUGGACGACAGCCCCCUGCCCAGCGGCCUCAAAGUCUUCACUACCUGCCCUGAACUACUCUUCAUCUGGGAGCUUGUCUUGGGGGCCCCAGUGUGGAUCCUGAUCGCCUUGUCCCAGGUGCCCCUCCCCCUGGUCCAGGGCUGGGUGAUGGUCGUGUCUGUGUUCUGCUUCGUAGGCACCACUGCCCUGCUCUUCCUCUACCUAACUGGUGCCAAUAAAGGGAAUAUUCCCUGGGUCUCGCUGGACGGCCUUUUCAUGGGUAACCAGCAGCCCACCCCCCUCCCAUCCCGCCUGCACCUGCCAGGGCCUGUUGGCACCUCCUAUCGUCCAGGAGGGCUGGGUUCCAUCUCGGGGGAGCAGGGUCCUGGGGACUGGCCUUGGCUGCCCGUUCUGACCCUGCAGGACACAGCCUACCACUGUAUCGCCGCCCUGUUUUACCUCAGCGCCUCCUUCCUGGAAGCUUUGGCCACCAUCUCCAUGGAAGAUAGCGUCACCUACGAACAGUACCUUGAAAACAUCUCUGCUGCGAUGUUUUCAUACAUAGCAACGCUGCUGUACGUGGUCCAUGCAGUGUUUUCUGUAGUCAGAUGGAAGUGGCCUUUGCUAGACGACAGUUGAAGACCAUUAGCUGAAAACCCAGGCG
Molecule: messenger RNA, 643 nt
Organism: Ceratotherium simum simum (southern white rhinoceros)
Lineage: Eukaryota; Metazoa; Chordata; Mammalia; Perissodactyla; Rhinocerotidae
Source: RefSeq, a predicted model, not a curated record